CCGUAGCUCGAAUAGAGGGGCGUGUUCUGCACACCGGACAGUAAACAAGCCUGUUUUCCUUCUGUACCGUUAGACACGUAGUGGUCAGUGAAGUACAACAACAUAACGCAAGCCCAAUGCGUUGGUUAAACGCCAGCCGUGCUGCACUCGGAGCUGUCAGACGCUACAACCCUGGUCCCUCAUCAGCUGCUACUGUAUCAUGGCUUUCUACCAAGAGCUGCUGGCUGGGAGACCAGAACAUCUUGCUCAUGGGCCCGCCCGGAGCAGGGAAGACAUCCGUGGGGAGAAUAGUCGCCCAAAGACUCGGGCUUCCCGCCAUCGACGUCGAUGACGACGUCCUGGAGAAGGCGUGGAGGAUGCCCGUCGCCACCAAGCUGGCGGCCGUCGGCGGCGAGUGUUUCCUGGAGGAGGAGGGACAAGCACUGUGCAGCUUCUCCGCGGCGGGGAGCGUGGUCUCCCUGAGCGGCUCCAACCCUCUGCACGCCGCCGCCAUGCAACACGUGGCGCGGAGCGGCGUGGUGGUGUACCUGGACGUGGCGGCGGAGGACAUCCUCCAGAGGCUGUCCCUGAUGAAGGUGAACCGCAUCGUGGGGCAGGAGGCGGGCGUGUCCAUGCGGGACAUCCUGGGCUACAGGAAACAGUUCUACGAGCGGUGGCUGGACAUCAGGGUGUUGUGUGGCGUCGGGGACACGGUGGAGCAGGUGGCGGACAAGGUGGUGACCGCCGUGGAGAGGUACCACCACCCGGACGCGGAGACCUACGUGUCGACCCGGGGCGACUCUGAGUCCCCCGCCCGCAGCAGGACACACUUCAGCGACGUGGUGAUCGAAGGCCUGGCCCCGGACGGCGGCCUCUACGUCCCCCGAGGGGGCUUCCCCAAGAUCGACGCCCGGGAGUGGCUGAGGCUGGCGGGCAUGUCGUACGCCGAGCUGGCCUCGGCCAUCCUGGAGAAGUGCAUCCACCCGUCGGACGUCCCGGCGGCGGACCUCCGGGCGAUGACGGCGCGGGCGUACGGCGACAACUUCUCCAGCCCCGCCGUGGCGCCCGUGAGACACCUGGAGGGGAACCAGUACGUCCAGGAGCUCUUCCACGGCCCCACGGCCUCCUUCAAGGACCUGGCGCUGCAGCUGAUGCCCCAGCUCUUCUCCCACUGCCUACCGCCCGACUGCAACUUCCUGGUGCUGGUCGCCACGUCCGGGGACACGGGCAGCGCCGUGCUCAGCGGCUUCGGGGGGCUCGGCGGUGGCGGGGGCGAGGCCCGGGGCAGGACGGGCGUGCUGGUGUUCUACCCCCAGGACGGUGUCAGCGACGUCCAGAAGCUGCAGAUGGCGUCGUAUCGCGAGGGCAACGCCAGGGCGGUCAGCGUGCGCGCCGACUUCGACUUCUGCCAGCGCUCCAUCAAGAGGAUGUUCAGGGAGGGCGGGCUGGCGGGCCACCUGGCAGUGGAGUACGGCACGGUGCUCAGCACGGCCAACUCCAUCAACUGGGCCCGGCUGCUGCCGCAGGUCGUGUACCACGCCUCCGCCUACCUGUCUCUCUUCCGGGAGGGUGUGGUCCGGUUCGGCGAGCCCGUGGACUUCUGCGUCCCCAGCGGGAACUUCGGCAACGCCAUGUCUGCGCUGUACGCCAAGCGCAUGGGCCUGCCCGUCGGGAAGGUCAUCUGCGCCUCCAACCGCAACCGGGUCAUCGCCGACUUCAUCAACACGGGCGAGUUCGACCUGCGGGGCCGCCCGCUCGCCGCCACCGCCUCGCCCGCCAUCGACAUCCUGAAGCCCUCCAACAUGGAGCGCUUCCUGUGGCACGCCAGUGGUGGGGACGGGCGCCUGGUGGCGGAGCUGUACGGCCGGCUGGAGCGCGAGCAGCGCUUCGUCGUCGCCCCCUCGCUGCUCGCCGCCGUGCAAGAGGAGGUGCAGGCGGGCUGGUGCGGUGAACGGGAGUGCGCGGCCGUCAUCCGGGACGUGCACCGGCGAACGGGCUACCUGAUGGACCCGCACACGGCGGUGGCCAAGGCGGUGGCGGACCGGCUGCAGGGCGGCAGGGCGCCCGUGGUCAUCUGCUCCACCGCGCACUACGGGAAGUUCGGGCCGGCGGUGCUCGGCGCGCUUCAGGUCGAGCCGGCCCCCAAGGACCCCCUGGAGCAGCUGCAGAGGCUGGGGUCUCUGGCGCGGUGCGGGCCGGGGGUCCACCGGCAGGUGGUCCGCUGCGUGGAGGGGGGCAGCGGGCAGCGGCCCCGGGUCUGUCCUGCAGAGUACGGAGCUCUGGUGGAGCAGGUGGAGGACAUGGUGGAGGCCUGCUUCCUCAGAGUCAUGUAGACACACGCUCUCUGUGAUGGAGCUGGAUUCAUUGCAUUGGACUGAAUUCUAUUCACAUCAUGUAUAAUGAUAUUAAUUCAUUGCAUUGCAUUUAUUGAAUGAAGAACUCAAAGUACAUUACAAAAUAAUGCACAAUAAUAAUAAUCAUAAUAAUAAUAAUAAUAAUAAUAAUAAUAUAUAUCUCUUGUGUUGCCUGUUCCAAAAGAGGUUAUGCUUGUGUUUAAGAAUCAGCUCUGCUACAAAUACAUCUGUUUGCCACUAGAUGGCGCUAUCUACCUCAUGGUCUUGCCAGUCAGCGUGAUACUGUAAUGGUCUACUGUAAAAUAAGAAUGUCAAUGAAACAAGACUGGGACAAUGGAAACAGAUCUAUUUCAACCUCCCUCAGACCAUCUCCACGGUCUUGAAUGAUGCCAUCAUCCAUCGAGCCUCCAGACCAUAUAUCUCACAAAGUCCUGUGACUGUCAGAACUUAUAGCCAUAACUAAUGUUCGGUUGAGUUGACAUUGUGAAUAGGAGGGACAGUGUAAUCAAUAUGUCUGUAUCCUAAUUGUUAUUUCAACAUUCUAUAAUUACACAUUUUCAAUGUGUAUAUUUUUCAAACAUAACUAUUGAAAAAGGGAUUUCAAAUAGCUAGUUUUUGCAUACUGAAAUAUUUUUGCAAAUAAACUACAAAUAUCACAGAU
Messenger RNA from Gadus morhua (Atlantic cod), 2994 nucleotides. RefSeq names its product threonine synthase like 1 (gene thnsl1). The coding region runs from base 117 to 2312 and encodes 731 amino acids. The transcript has 4 exons. Gene Ontology annotation, molecular function: pyridoxal phosphate binding. The record is from RefSeq and is a predicted model, not a curated record. NCBI's taxonomy places the organism in Eukaryota, Metazoa, Chordata, Actinopteri, Gadiformes, Gadidae. Gene Ontology annotation, biological process: amino acid metabolic process. Gene Ontology annotation, cellular component: cytoplasm.